CUUGCUGAUUACAGCCCUAGGAAGCAUAUUUGAAUUGCUGCAGCAACGAAGUGGUUCAGUUCUCCUGUCCUUCCUUGGCUCAGCUUCCCUGGGUGCUCUCGGUGUGUGGCCCUCCGUGGUUAACCUCAGUGCAGCAGUGCCCUUCUGAGCUUAACCUUAAAAAUGAAUCCAGUCGUUUCGCAACCAACAUACGGUACAGCAGGUGCAACAGUUAGUGACUGGCAAACUGGGGUGUUUGACUGCUUUGACAACCUGGGAGUUUGUCUCUGUGGGUUUUUCUUUCCCCUGUGCCUCUCAUGUCAAAUUGCCUCUGACAUGAAUGAAUUCUGCCUGUGUGGAGCAAGUGUCGCCAUGAGGACCUUGUAUCGGACCCGAUACGGCAUCCCGGGAUCUAUCUGCGGUGAUUUCAUGAUGCUGGGAUGUUGCCCUUUAUGCACCCUUUGCCAACUUAAGCGAGAUAUUGAAAAAAGAAAAGCAAUGAAUACUUUAUAAAAGGCACUUGGUCAAAGUCACAUUUUGGUGAAAAAGCUGGAAUGAAAUACUGCAUCUAUUGAGUGCUAGUUCACCUCAUAUUUCUGAAACUAACCCAAAACUAAUCAAAUGACUUUAAAUGUCCUCAAAACACUUUUCCAGUUUCUUUUUAAUGAACUACAUUUCCAGUGCCCUUCUCUAAGAUGAUAGCCAUUAAAAUUAACUUCCUUAACAAUUCUUGUGUUUUUAUAUACUGCUUCAUGGAAAAUUACAAUAUGCUGCUUUAAAAUAUGAACCCAAGAUUGGCAAACAUUGUUAAAGUUGUGUGUUGGGUAUAUGGGGGUUCUUUAUACUGCUCUGCUUUUCUACCCUUACAUAUGUUUGAGAAUGUCCAUAAUAAAAAGUUUUUGAAAUGUUGCCAAGUAAAAGGCUACAAUA
Messenger RNA from Choloepus didactylus (southern two-toed sloth), 909 nucleotides. Its product is annotated as placenta-specific gene 8 protein-like. The transcript is spliced from 5 exons. Gene Ontology annotation, biological process: positive regulation of transcription by RNA polymerase II. The record is from RefSeq and is a predicted model, not a curated record. Bases 163 to 492 code for a protein of 109 amino acids. Lineage: Eukaryota; Metazoa; Chordata; Mammalia; Pilosa; Megalonychidae.